This is a messenger RNA of Sciurus carolinensis (gray squirrel), 1292 nucleotides long. RefSeq names its product NME/NM23 nucleoside diphosphate kinase 4 (gene Nme4). The record is from RefSeq and is a predicted model, not a curated record. NCBI's taxonomy places the organism in Eukaryota, Metazoa, Chordata, Mammalia, Rodentia, Sciuridae. Gene Ontology annotation, biological process: CTP biosynthetic process; GTP biosynthetic process; UTP biosynthetic process. Gene Ontology annotation, molecular function: nucleoside diphosphate kinase activity.
GGUCGGGGUCGCGGCUGGGGCGCGCGCUGGGCGGGCCCGAAGCACUGCACCGAAGCGAGGCACCGCCCCGCCGCGCUCUCGCUGCGCGCCGCGCCGGGCCGGCCCGCGUCAUGGGCGGCCUCUUCGGGCCAGCAGCGGCUGCGGGCGCUGCUGUGCGGGCCGCGGCCUCCGGGCCGCGUCAGCUGGUGCGCCCCAGCUCGGGAGGGCCCUCCUGGACCCAGGAGCGCACCCUGGUUGCAGUGAAGCCAGAUGGGGUACAGCGGCGGCUCAUCGGAGCUGUGAUCCAGCGCUUUGAGAGGCGGGGCUUCAAGCUGGUUGGCAUGAAGAUGCUGCAGGUAUCAGACCCCCCUUGUGAGAUCCUUGCUGAGCACUACCAGGACCUACAGAGGAAGCCCUUCUACCCAGCCCUCAUCAGCUACAUGAGCUCUGGGCCCGUGGUGGCAAUGGUCUGGGAAGGGUACAAUGUGGUCCGUGCCUCCAGGGCCAUGAUAGGACACACGGACUCCACUGAGGCUGCCCCUGGGACCAUUCGGGGGGACUUCAGCAUCCACAUCAGCAGGAACAUCAUACACGCCAGUGACUCAGUGGAAGGGGCCCAGAGAGAGAUCCAGCUGUGGUUCCAGAGCAACGAGCUGGUGAACUGGGCAGAUGUGGGCCACCACAGCAGCAGCUACCAAGCCUAAGGGUUUGUGCUGCCCUCAGUGCCCCAGCAACCACCCAGGACCAAGUACUUGAGUCAGCAACUCAAGCCACACCCAUCCUGUCUCCCCCAAACCACUUUUUUUUUUUUUUUCACUUUCUACCCACCCCAGCCCAGGGAGAAGUUGAGGCUGACAUUACGUGCCUUUCUGUGUCCUAAGUCAGCACAAGAUUGGACCAAAUCCUUUGUACCCAAAGUGCAGGCAACCUUUGGGCAUCUUCAGGGGUGACCUUACCUGCCCAAAGGAGACACAUUAAAAUCCACUGCUUAUAAUGGGGGUGGUGUGCUCAUUUUGACCUUCCGCCAUCUCUGAGACAGCAAUGAUGCUAUUAUGAAGUAGUAACAGAAAAAUAUUGAAGCUUGCUGCCUUGCACACACAGGAGGGGAUCCCUGACCAUGGAUGAUUGUAUGAACCAGACAGAGUCUAGAGCCCUCCAGACUGAAAUGUUGGAAAUUCUACUUAACCCUGCCUGAUUCUGCUAGAGAGUGGCAGGGAGGACAGGUGGGGACUGAGACCACACAGGGCACAAUGCGCCUGUGAUCCAUCGUCCUCCCCACUUGGUGGCCUGAUGUCAUUCGACACCACGAGCUG